CAACUGAACACAAACAAUUAAUGUUUAUAUAGGUUAUGUUGUAUUUUCAAAAAGUUUUGUAAGUUGUAAGUUGUAGCUCUGGUAAGUGAUGGUGUUUUUUAAUUUUAGACUAUAUAUAAUAUAAAGAACUGCUAAAGAUAAGUAGUUUUUAUUACUCUUUAAGUGCGUGCAGUACUGUUAUGUUAUGGCUUCUCUAAAACCUCGUUUGGGUAACGGUAAAAUAAACCUGAGGGAACUUUCAAAAGACAUGUUUUUCAAGAAUGUCGUCACCUCCAGAUUAUCUCAGGGAAACGUAGAAAACUUUCCUUUUAACGAAUCUCGUUUCCGCGUAAUAUCAAAAAAAAAUAACCUCGCUAACGUUGGCAAAGGAAUUUUGUACUGGAUGAAAAGAGAUUGCAGAGUGGAAGACAACUGGGCCAUGUGUUAUUCGCAACAGUUGGCUUUAAAAAAUAAACUUCCCCUUUUUGUGUGUUUUACGAUUUUUGAGCAGCACUAUUUGUGCCCCACAAAAAGACAGCAACGUUUUUUACUAACUGGGCUGGAGCAAUUAGCGGAAAAUCUUAAAGGUUUAGAUAUUAACUUUUAUUUACUGAACGUUUCUCCAAAAUCACUCGCUAAAAUCGUUAACAAAAAUAAACUUGGGGCGGUUAUAUGCGACUUAAAUACCUUAAGAACUCCUAGAGAAUGGGAAAAAGAUUUUAUGGAUAAUUUAGAUUGCGAUAUUCCAUUUGUACAGGUAGAUGCGCACAAUGUCGUUCCUCUGUGGAAAUCUUCAGAUAAACAAGAAAUUAUGGCUAGAACCAUUCGACCUAAAAUAACUAAAGUCCUAUCAGAAUUCCUAACGGGUUUUCCAAAGAUAUCCAAACAUCCAUAUAAAGGAACACUGAAUGUUCCGUCGGAAUACUCGGUAGACUUUAAAGAUGCUCCAGCUUCGAUUAAAACUGUCUGGGAUGUAGAUGAAGUGAUCGACGUAAAAGCCGGAUGCGAUGAGGCACUGGACACGUUGCACUCUUUCCUUUGCGACCGUUUACAAAAUUACGGUAUAAAAAGUAACGAUCCCACUGCUGACGCUACAUCAAAUCUGUCGUUUUGGAUUCAUUUUGGACACAUCUCGGCCCAGAGGAUAGCUUUGGAGGUGAAAAGUUUGGAAUCUCUCUAUAAAGACCAAGUGGAUAAAUAUUUGGAAGAGCUUAUCGUCCGCAAAGAACUCGCUGAUAAUUUCUGUUUCUAUAACGAUAACUACGACCGUGUAAAAGGCGCCGCCAAGUGGGCUCAAGAAACACUAUCGCAUCAUAAAAAAGAUAAAAGACUUUACGUCUACAACAGAGAUCAAUUAGAAAAAGGCCUUACACAUGACUCCAUAUGGAACGCUGCUCAACAGCAGUUAUUGAGAGAAGGAAAGGUGCAUGGGUACAUGCGAAUGUACUGGUGUAAAAAAAUAUUGGAAUGGACAACUUCUCCUGAGCAGGCGUUGGAAUUUGCAAUCUGGUUAAACGAUACCUUUGCUUUGGACGGUACUGACUCCAACGGUUAUGUAGGGGUGAUGUGGUCAAUAUGUGGUGUUCACGAUCAGGGCUGGAAAGAAAGGGAAGUUUUUGGAAAAAUCCGCUAUAUGGUUGACUAUAGUUUGAGGAAGAAAUUCGACAUGGAUGUGUAUUGCGCCCGUUAUGGAACCCUUACUGAAUGUAUCACUGGAAAAAGACCAAUUAAACGAAAAAGAUGAUUUUUUUUUUGUUUUUAAUUAGGUAAUUUAUUAAAUAAAUGACCAUAUUUUGAA
Messenger RNA from Cylas formicarius (sweet potato weevil), 1777 nucleotides. Its product is annotated as deoxyribodipyrimidine photo-lyase-like. Lineage: Eukaryota; Metazoa; Arthropoda; Insecta; Coleoptera; Brentidae. The record is from RefSeq and is a predicted model, not a curated record. Bases 185 to 1723 code for a protein of 512 amino acids. Gene Ontology annotation, biological process: photoreactive repair. The transcript is spliced from 6 exons. Gene Ontology annotation, molecular function: deoxyribodipyrimidine photo-lyase activity.